This is a messenger RNA of Kwoniella mangroviensis CBS 8507, 915 nucleotides long. RefSeq lists its product as uncharacterized. Gene Ontology annotation, biological process: peptidyl-lysine methylation. NCBI's taxonomy places the organism in Eukaryota, Fungi, Basidiomycota, Tremellomycetes, Tremellales, Cryptococcaceae. The transcript has a single exon. The coding region runs from base 1 to 915 and encodes 304 amino acids. Gene Ontology annotation, molecular function: protein-lysine N-methyltransferase activity. Gene Ontology annotation, cellular component: cytoplasm. The record is from RefSeq and is a predicted model, not a curated record.
AUGGAUAAACCCCUUCCAGCCUCUCAAACGAAACAUCUAACCAAUCUCUCCCACCCACUUCCGCCGCCCUAUUCCAAUAUCUCAGUAAAUCUGCGUCAAAUAUCCUCUUCUUCUGGUGAGACCGGAACGACUGGUACGACGGGCACGACAGGUACGACAUUAUGGUUAUCAGCUCAGAUACUUUCUUUAUACCUUUCCUCGCUGUUGGGUACGAGCACCACGACGAACAAGAAGAAUGAUUGUGAUGGUGUAAGAAUUAACCGGCAUGAUGAUGAUGAUGACGAUGAUGAUAAAAAGAAGCAAAAAGUAGUGCUUGAAUUAGGUAGUGGGAUAGGAUAUACUCCCCUUGUUCUAGCGAACCUAGGUUGGAAAGUGAUAUCAACAGAUAUAGAACCUGUGUUGAGUACAGUCCUGAAACCUAAUAUAGAAUAUAACAAAAAUACUAUAAUUGGGAAUGGAAAAGGCGAAAUAGAAGUGAAAGAAUUAGAUUGGAUAUACAUUGAUGAACUACAACAUGAGAAUCAAGUCAAUGAUUUGAAAGAUACUGGUGUACCAGACGAAAUGAAGUACUUGAAAGAAGAAGGAAUCGAUAUGAUCAUAAUGUCAGAUACCUUCUAUUCACUCUCUUUGAUCCAACCAUUAUGGAAUACCCUCCUAUACAUCUCUCACUUCAAAAACGACGACAAACCACCAGUGAUUUAUAUAUCUUUGGAAAGACGUGAUUCCCUUUUGAUUGAUCAUGCUUUAGAGACAGGAAAGAAGAUGGGAUUCGACUUGAAGAAAGUAAAUAAGAGUAGAUUGAAUAAGGAGAUUCAGUCUUCUGGAUGGGGCUGGGAGGGAGAAGAUUGGGAUGGAGUGGAAAUUUGGAAAUGUCGUUGGAAGGGUAAACAAAGAGAUGAACCAAUAGAUGGAUAG